Messenger RNA from Neltuma alba, 363 nucleotides. Its product is annotated as S-norcoclaurine synthase 2-like. The record is from RefSeq and is a predicted model, not a curated record. Gene Ontology annotation, biological process: abscisic acid-activated signaling pathway; defense response. The transcript has 2 exons. NCBI's taxonomy places the organism in Eukaryota, Viridiplantae, Streptophyta, Magnoliopsida, Fabales, Fabaceae. Gene Ontology annotation, molecular function: protein phosphatase inhibitor activity; abscisic acid binding; signaling receptor activity. The coding region runs from base 1 to 363 and encodes 120 amino acids. Gene Ontology annotation, cellular component: cytoplasm; nucleus.
AUGUUUGGAAAAGUUGAGCAUGAAGCAGAGUUGAACGUGCCGGCAAUCGAGGCGUGGGAUCUCUUCAGUUCGCUUCGGAUCGGAAAAAUUCUGGAAAAAGAGCUCUCCAUUUUGCAGAAGGUCGAAGUCCUUGAAGGUGAUGGAGGAGUUGGAACCAUCCAGAAACUUACAUUUAAACCAGGUGUUGAAGGACCGGCAGGCUACAAAGAGAAAUUCACAAAGAUAGACAACGACAGACGGAUCAAAGAAGUAGAGAUAGUGGAAGGAGGAUACUUGGAGUUAGGGUUUUCUGCGUUUAGGGUUCGAUUAGAAGUGAUAGAGAAAGGAAAAAAUUCAAGCUCUGUCAAUCAACAUGGAGUAUGA